Messenger RNA from Sugiyamaella lignohabitans, 2289 nucleotides. RefSeq lists its product as uncharacterized. The coding region runs from base 1 to 2289 and encodes 762 amino acids. The transcript has a single exon. NCBI's taxonomy places the organism in Eukaryota, Fungi, Ascomycota, Dipodascomycetes, Dipodascales, Trichomonascaceae. The record is from RefSeq and is a predicted model, not a curated record.
AUGACGGAGCCUCCACCCGACGAAAAUGACGCCCUACUUGCCUUUCGUUACGGGGACAGUACUACAUCAGUGGCCAGUCAAGCAAAUAAUCCGUCGGACGAAAGCGUUACAUCAGGGUCUGCGACAGAACGAGCACAAUCCUCUGACCAGAAUGCACCAGGAUCCAUAUCAGGGGGUCUUACAACGAGGGGUACACCUGUACCGGUUCAUAGAUCACAACCUCAAACUCCUCGCAUGAGUCAGAGCAGUCGACCAUCACCACACCAGCAUCAUCCUUCGCAGGUGCAGCAACAAUCACAACCACAAUCCCAGUCACAAUUGCAUCAACAACUGCCGCAACAGCUCAGUUCACAGCCCCUGCCAAUUCAGCAAGAACAUAAACAUCAUAUCCAGCAAAUUCCAACUCAAGCCCAACAGCUGCCACAACAACAUCUUCAGCGACAAACUCAGCAUCAUCAACUACCGCCCCCACCACUGCCUCGAGAUCAGUCUCAACUGCAGCCGAUAAGGGUGCCACAACCGUCCAAUCUGUACAAUAGACAAUAUCCAUCGUCAUCAUCCUCAUCACAACAAUCUCAAUCCCAGUCGCAUUCUCAAUUACAGCAGCAGUCACAACCUCAGUCUCAGGGUCAGUCAUCCGGUCAUACUGAAGAUACCUCCUCCUAUAGCUUCCCAUCGUAUUCCAUUCCUCUCAGUCCUCCACCUCAACAUAGACAGCAGCAGCCUGUACAGUCGAGUUCUUACUAUGGAAGAGCAGCUCCCUCGGUAUUAUCACCACCGUUACAGACCCAGUCACGAACCUUUGAAACGCAAUACCAGUCACAACAGCAACUUCAAGCGCAGACCCAGCCUCAAUCAUCACAGUCCCAACAGCAUUAUCCGCUACCGUCUCCACCGUUAGCAAUGAGUCGGCUGCCUCAAACGCAACUAUUGCCGCCUGGUACACAAAUGCACUCUGCUUCAUCCGGUGGUAGUUCAGGGAUGCCUUCGGGUCUACCAAGUUCGUUGCUUUCAGGACUGCCAUCAGGGUUUGCUCCGAAUCUCUCGACUGCUUUGCCAUCUGCAUUACAACCUCCAGGGGGUCCAUUCUCUUAUACUCCGACUUUUGCAUCCACUACACCAGUAAGGAACCCACGGUCCGAUCCAAGAAGUUCGGGUGGCCCUAGUCGGCGAAGGAGAACGAGUUCAAAACGAUCGCUUGAAGAAGCUAUUCUAGAGUCUGCUGCUCCUACCAAUAUCAAUAUCAAUAUCCCAACCGAUAUGGGAUACGGUGGCGGUUCCAGCAGGUAUUCUGGUGGGUAUGGGAGUAGUGGAUCUAGAGCAUUUCGGCAAAUUGGUUUAUUACGUCCUGUUGAGGCACCUGAUGAAAGUGAAUUUGGAAACCCAUUUGGGGUGGCUUCUCUAAGAAGUGGCGAUACAUUCACGUUACCGCUGAACGUCGCCGAACCACCGUUAUCAUCAGCUAUACCGCCAAAUCCCAAUGCACUUCAGCCAGAUCAACGACCAAGGCCGAAAAAGAAAUCCAAAUACACUCAAGAGCAGGAUAAUAUCAUUCUUGAGAUGAAAAGAGCCGGCAAGUCGUGGCCUGAGAUUGCUGAAGCUGCUGAAUGUACUGAUCACUUGGCAGCCCGUAAUCGAUAUCAAGUGUUGAUUGGACAACAAGGAGGCGGUGCUGUGGUAUGGGAUGCUCAGGAUAUAGCUAGCAUGAAAGGAUUGUUGGAAGAAGGAGAAAAAGUCAAGUGGGAACAUGUGGCCUCAGAAUUAACUCGCAUGAGAUCAAAGUCGAUAACUGCCGAGCAAGUACGAGCUAAAAUCAGGCAAUUGUUUGACCAAAGCCCAGAUUUUUUCGGUAUAGUUAUCGAUCAGAAUAUCAUGCCAUUUGCAUCUGCGGGAGGUGCACUACCAGGACUUCCUCUUCCAACAUUUCAUCACUCUCAGCAAGUAAGUGCUGCUCCUCCUCCUCCACCGCCACCACUUGGAUAUACGCUGCAAACGCAGCAACAACCAUCCCACCAAUAUCAGGGCCAGUCUCAAUCGCAACAGUAUCAACAACAAUUGCCGAGCCAGUCUGGAUCCUCAUCACUGUCUAUGCCAUACUCCACACAACAGCAUCUUGGAAUACAACAUGAGUCUGUGCCUUUCCCAUCAGACCCGUCAUCAAGAUAUGGCGGUGGCUAUGGCGGCAGUUCGAGCAGUUCUCAAGACCCUGGUUCACAUGAUCUGUAUCCUCCCUCGACUGGACAAAGUGGCUAUGGAGGACCGUCCGAAUAUAUGCCAACUCGACGGUAG